UUCUGUCGUCAUGAGGACUGAGGUAGCUGUUGCUCUUCUCCUGGGGUUCUGUGCCGUGGCUGUGGCUGUGUCUGGUGAUGAAAACAGAACGUACGUAUGCUCUAUUUUACACAAAAUGCUCUCUUUACUCUCAUUUAUGCUCUCAUUGCACAAAAUACAAUUAGAGGUCACUUGUUCUAGUAAUCUGAGCUCUGAACCUUGUGUGUGUAACCCAUAGAGGCAAACGGGACACUCGGGAGGUCAAGGUGGCUCCCCCUGACCCAGUGGACUGUGUCUGGAGCCGCUGGUCUCAGUGGACCCCCUGUAACAACUGCACCAAGAUACGGGUGAGUCUCAGAUUUUAAAAAAUAUAUACAGAACAGGGACUAGCAAUUUUGCCUCCAAGUCUCAAAUUUUUCUCAAAUGUCAGUCUCAAAUGAUUCAUGGCUUAAAAAACAUGAGUGAAAGUUUGUAUGCUCCUAUGCUCCUUAAGUGUGUGAACUCUUUUGUCAUGUUGGCAGCACCGUUCACGGAGUGUGGAGGUGUACGGCCAAUUCGGUGGGAAGCCCUGUCGUGGACAGCCAAUAGGAGAGCAGCAGGCGUGCAACACAGAGGAUGUGUGUGAACAGGCCCCGCCCCCUGAGUGCUCCAGAACUGAGUUCACCUGUGAAUCAGGUACUGUACCUCCCAAUUAGGUCAUAGGCAUGAGUAUGUCUGCCUAUGGUACCUCCAUCUUUCAGAUCCAAUAUGACGCUGAAUCUGUGCGCAUCAAGGUGGGUAGAUUAUUUAGGUUAGGGCAGGCUGUUUACUCUGAGCAGCUAUGGACUAAAGUAAAGUUAACCAUAAUACAAUUUACACAGUUGCAGUAGUGCUAUUACAGUGAAUUAAGUGCAUAAAACUGUCAUCAUACACUGAUCAUGCACGUUUCUGUCUGUCUGGGUUUCUCUCUGUCUCUCCCUCUCUUUGUGAAGGUGCGUGUAUUAAGUUGAGACUGUCGUGUAAUGGAGACUAUGACUGCGAGGACGGGUCAGACGAGGACUGUGAGCCCAACCGUAAGCCCUGUGGCACACAGAUUUACAACACCAACGAACAGGGCAGGACUGCAGGAUACGGGUGAGCACAGCAGCACUUCCCUUACAACCACAGUCCAGUAGCAAUCACCUCUCAAACACCUGCACAGUAGCAUUACAUUUACAUUUUAGUCAUUUAGCAGACGCUCUUAUCCAGAGCGACUUACAGUUAGUGAGUGCAUACAUCAUUAAAAAAAAAUAUAUAUAUAUAUAUAUAUUAUUUUAUUAUUUUAUUUUUUUAUACUGGCCCCCCAUGGGAAUCGAACCCACAACCCUGGCGUUGCAAACGCCAUGCUCUACCAACUGAGCUACAUCCCUGCCAACCAUUCCCUCCCUUACCCUGGACGACGCUGGGCCAAUUGUGCGCCGCCCCAUGCGUCUCCCGGUCGCGGUCGGCUACGACAGAGCCUGGAUUCCAGGGUCGUGAGCAUUGUGAUGAGCUUAGAGGGCGCUAUGGUAUUGAAGGCCGAGCUGUAGUCGAUGAACAGAAUCCUCUCAUACUGUAUGCAUUUAUUUUGUCCAGGUGGGUGAUGGGCAGUGUGCAGUACAAUGGUGAUUGCGUCAUUUGUGGAUCUGUCAGGGCGGUAGGCGAAUUGGAGAGGGUACUGUGUGUCGGGGAAGGGAGGAGGUGAAGGUCUUUGACUAGACACUCGAAGCACUGCAUGAUGACGGAAGUGAGUGCUACGGGUCGGUAGUCAUUCAGUUCAGUUACAUUCCCUUUCUUGGGCACGAGGAUGAUAGCUGCACUUGAUUGAGGAUGCCUGGCGCAAUAGAAUCAAUGGAAUCAAUGGAAUAGUCCCAAAAAUGCAAACCUUGACUCCAUGCACACUCAAUCAAAGAUACAAAGUAAAGAAAACAAAUACUAUUUGAACUCAGGUCUACUCCUGAAUGCUCUCCAGCAGCCACUCAGGUCCCUGACUGAAUACAUAGAAUGUCCAUAGAAAUACAUAUUAGAUUACAUUAUAUUAGUGUUCUUUUAAGUUCUGUGUCUAUGUCUUUAUGCUGUGACAGAAUCAACAUCUUGGGCCUGGACCCCCGUAUAAACCCCUUCAACAACGACUACUUCAAUGGGGUGUGCAACAAGGUGAAGAACACCAAUAACAACGAGUACAACAGGCUGCCUUGGAACGUGGGCGUGCUCAACUAUGAGGUGAGUUAGGCCUAGCCUGGAAUCUGCCUUCACUUCAGUAUUACAAUAGUGAAACAGAGAUAUUCGGCUCAGAUUUCAGACUAAGAUUAAUCACGGCUCUGUUGAUAAAUGUGACUUUUCAAUUCUUGCAUUGUAAUUUCAAAUAAUCUUUAUGUAAUCAUCUUUAUGUAAUUUCAAAUCAGUUCUUAAAUUGAACUGACUCAAACCAUUCUGGCUUUAUGAUGUUGUCUAUAUAUUUGAUCAAAGUUCCAUCCCACAUCGUGACAGACUGUUAACGUUUAGUAGCUGGCAAGUGAGCAUGUGAGAUUUGCUUUUGGGUUCCAACAUUUGACAGUACAGUAUGUAACACUUCAGCAAAUUCAAACCUUUGUGAUUGACCUCUGACCCCUGCAUGGGUCUUUCCCAGACUAUAGCAGAGGAGACCGUUUCCAGAGAGAUCUAUGAGGACACAUACACCCUCCUGAGGGAACUGAUGACUGAGACCAAGUUGACUGUGAGCGCUGGGUUGAACUUAAAAAUCAGCCCCACAGAGAAGUCUAUGGCCAAGUCCAACACGACUGUGUCAGGAGGGUUAGGGGCAGACGCUGAGUAUGAAAAGACACAGAUGAUCAAGGAUGUCUCGGAGUACACUACAAUAAAGGUACAGUAGGCUUCACGUUAUACUGUAGUGUACACUCUGUGUACACCAUGGAUAAUAUACUUUCAGUCCACUUGUAUUUGUUUAUUUCAUCUAUCUUGUAAAUCACAAUGGCUUUAUUUUUGAUUGAAGUCUAAAAUGUCUUGGCUGACUUUGAGUUUAAACUCCCUGAUUUUAAUUGAACAAUAAACCAACAAUACAUUUAUAACGGUCUUUUCUAGGACCCAAAGUUGCAUAACAAUAAUAUUACAACCAAAAGCAGUGCCAGAAUACUUAUGGCGAUUCCUAUUGGUUGAUGUGGGUCCUUGUCCAAUUAGAACAAGAGUUUCAUGCGUGUGAACGGCCGUGUGCAACUGAGCACCUAUAGGAUGCGUUCCCGGGAACUUCAUGUGGCCGGGGAGUUUCUAGAGCAUGUCAAGUCUCUACCUCUGGAGUACGAGAAAGGACAGUACUUCAGGUUGGACUGUUAUCAUUACACUAGAACAUGUUUUUAAAACUAUUACCUCAUUGUUUUUGUGACUAUAUCUUAUGUAAAUUGUUAUAUAUACAGUACCAGUCAAAAGUUUGGACACACCUACUCAUUCAAGGGAUUUUCUUUAUUUUUACUAUUUGUAGAAUAGUAGUGAAGACAUCAAAACUAUGAAAUAACACAUAUGGAAUCAUGUAGUAACCAAAAAAGUGUUAAACAAAUCAAAAUAUAUUUUAUAUUUGAGUUUCUUCAAAGUAUCCACCCUUUGCCUUGAUGACAGCUUUGCACACUCUUGGCUUUAUGAGGUAGUCACCUGGAAUGCAUUUCAAUUAACAGGUGUGCCUUCUUAAAAGUUAAUUUGUAGAAUGUAUUUCCUUCUUAAUGCAUUUAAGCCAAUCAGAAAUAUUGUGAUAAGGUAGGGGUGGUAUACAGAAGAUAGCCCUAUUUGGUUAAAGACCAAGUCCAUAUUAUGGCAAGAACAGCUAAAAUAAGCAAAGAGAAACGACAGUCCAUCAUUACUUUAAGACAUGAAGGUCAGUCAAUAUGGAACAUUUCAAGAACUUUGAACGUUUCUUCAAGUGCAGUGGCAAAAACCAUCAAGCGCUAUGAUGAAACUGACUCUCAUGAGGACCGGCACAGGAAAGGAAGACCCAGAGUUUUUAUAUAUAUAAAAACCUAGGGGAUUGGAAGUGAUGCAGACAAUUACAUUGAUGGUAGUUACAAUCUAUCUGCAAUAAAGCUGAUCGACCCCCUAAAAAGACACAGAGUUACCUUUCCUGCAGAGGAUAAGUUCAAAAGAGUUACCAGCCUCAGAAACUGCAGCCCAAAUAAAUGCUUCACAGAGUUCAAGUAACAGACACCACUACUAAAGGACACCAAUAAUAAGAAGAAACUUGCUUGGGCCAAGAAACAGGAGCAAUGGACAUUAGACAGGUGGAAAUCUGGAGUCGAAAUUUGAGAUUUUUGGUUCCAACCGCCAUGUCUUUGUGAGACACAGAGUAGGUGAACUGAUGAUCUCUGCAUGUGUAGUUCCCACCGAGAAGCAUGGAGGAGAAGGUGUGAUGGUGUGGGGGUGCUUUGCUGGUGACACUGUCUGUGAUUUAUUUAGAAUUCAAGGCACACUUAACCAGCAUGGCUACCACAGUAUUCUGCAGCAAUAUGCCAUCCCAUCUGGUUUGGGCUUAGUGGGACUAUCAUUUGUCUUUCAAAAGGAUAAUGACGCAACACACCUCCAGGCUGUGUAAAGGCUAUUUGACAAAGAAGGAGAGUGAUGGAGUGUUGCAUCAGAGGACCUGGCCUCCACAAUCAACCAACCUCUAACCAAUUGAGAUGGUUUGGGAUGAGUUGGACCUCAGAGUGAAGGAAAAGCUGCCAGCAGGUGCUCAGCAUAUGUGGGAACUCCUUCAAGACUGUUGGAAAAGCAUUUCAGGUGAAGCUGGUUGAGAGAAUGUGUCACGAUUGUCAUGAAAAGUGGACCAAGGCGCAGCGUGAUAUGCGCACAUCUUUUUAAUGUGUACUUAGCAACACGAUACAAACAACAAGUCCUCGGUCAUAAAGUCCUCGGUCAUAAACACACAAACCUACACAGAACAAGAUCCCACAAAUGACAAGUGCACAAAAGGCUGCCUAAGUAUGGGUCCCAAUCAGAGACAACAAGCAACAGCUGAUUCACGUUGCCUCUGAUUGGGAACCACCCCGGUCAACAUAGAAAACACAUGAACUAGAAACAGAACAUAGAACACAAAACAUAGACCCUACACACCCUGGCUCAACAUAUAAGAGUCCCCAGAGCCAGGGCGUGACAGAAUGCCAAGAGGGUGCAAAGCUGUCAUCAAGGCAAAGGGUGGCUACUUUGAAGAAUCUAAAAUCUAAAAUAUAUUUUGAUUUUUUCAAAACUUUUUUGGUUACUACAUGAUUCCAUAUGUGUUAUUUCAUAGUUUUGAUGUCUUCACUAUUAUUAUACAAGGGAGAAAAUAGUAAAAAUAAAGAAAAACCCUUGAAUUAAUAGGUGUGUCCAAACUUUUGACUGGUACUGUAUAUUUAUUUUUAUGUAUUUGCCUACUCCUGCUUGGACAAUUGUGGGAUGGAUAAAGUAUUUUGUGUUGAGUUGAAUGGAAUGUAUUGGAAUGGAAUUGAAUUGAAUUGAAUGCAGCUUUCUGGAGGACUAUGGGACUCACUACACCAGGAAUGGGAAGUCUGGAGGAGAGUACGAGCUGGUCUACGUUCUCAACCAGGACAACAUCAAGGACAAAAGUAGGAAUCUUAAAAUCAUAUUUUGUCUUUCUACCAACACCACUCUUAAAGGCCCAAUGCAGCUGUUUUUAUAUCAAUAUCAGAUCAUUUCUGGGUAACAAUUAAGUACCUUACUGUAAUAGAUUUCCAUUCCAAUUUGCAAAAAUAACUUUUUAGCAAAAUAAACUAUUUCUCAACCAAUAAUUUUUAUAGGACUGUCUGGGAGUGGUCUGAGUGGGGAGGGGAAAACUGAAAGCAAGCUGUUAUUGGCAGAGAGGUUUGGAACUCUCUUUGUUAUUGGUCUAUUAACCUAUUUACUGCAUGGUGAUAUCACCAUGGAAAGCCGAAACUCCCUCCAAUUUUUAUUUUACCUUUAUUUAACCAGGUAAGCCAGUUGAGAACAAGUUCUCAUUUACAACUGCGACCUGGCCAAGAUAAAGCAGUGCGAUAAAAACAACAACACAGAGUUACAUAUGGUUACAUAUGUGGUAAACAAAACAUAAAGUCAAAAAUACAACAGAAAAUAUAUAUACAGUGUGUGCGAACGUAGUAAGUUAUGGAGGUAAGGCAAUAAAUAGGCCAUAGUGCAAAAUAGUUACAAUUUCGUAUUAACACUGGAAUGAUAGAUGUGCAAAAGAUGAUGUGCAAAAAGAGAUACUGGGGUGCAAAAUAGCAAAAUAAAUAACAAUAUGGGGAUGAGGUAGUUGGGUGGGCUAAUUUCAGAAUGGCUGUGUACAGGUGCAAUGAUCGGUAAGCUGCUCUGACAACUGACGCUUAAAGUUAGUGAGGGAGAUAAGUGUCUCCAGCUUCAGAGAUUUUUACAGUUCGUUCCAGUCAUUGGCAGCAGAGAACUGGAAGGAAUGGCGGCCAAAGGAGGUGUUGGCCUUGGGGAUGACCAGUGAGAUAUACCUGCUGGAGCGCAGACUACAGGUGGGUGUUGCUAUGGUGACCAGUGAGCUAAGAUAAGACGGGCAGUGAUUUAUAGAUGACCUGGAGCCAGUGGGUUUGGCGAUGAAUAUGUAGUGAGGGCCAGCCAACAAGAGCGUACAGGUCACAAUGGUGGGUAGUAUAUGGGGCUUUGGUGACAAAACGGAUGACACUGUGAUAGACUACAUCCAAUUUGCUGAGUAGAGUGUUGGAGGCUAUUUUGUAAAUGACAUCGCCGAAGUCAAGGAUCAGUAGGCUAGUCCGUUUUACGAGGGCAUGUUUGGCAGCAUGAGUGAAGGAGGCUUUGUUGCGAAAUAGGAAGCCGAUUCUAGAUCUAACUUUUGAUUGGAGAUGCUUAAUGUGAGUCUGGAAGGAGAGUUUACAGUCUAACCAGACACCUAGGUAUUUGUAGUUGUCCACAUACUCUAGGUCAGACCCGCCGAGAGUAGUGAUUCUAGUCGUGUGGGCGGGUGCAAGCAGCGUUCGGUUGAAGAGCAUGCAUUUAGUUUUACUAGUGUUUAAGAGCAGUUGGAGGCUACGGAAGGAGUGUUGUAUGGCGUUGAAGCUCAUUUGGAGGUUUGUUAACACAGUGUCCAAUGAAGGGCCAGAUGUAUACAAAAUGGUGUCGUCCGCAUAGAGGUGGAUCUGAGCGUCACCAGCAAGAGUGACAUCAUUGAUAUACACAGAGAAUAGAGUCGGCCCGAGAACUGAACCCUGUGGCACCCCCAUAGAGACGGCCAGAGGUCCAGACAACAGGCCCUCCGAUUUGACACAUUGAACUCUAUCUGAGAAGUAGUUGGUGAACCAGGCAAGGCAGUCAUUAGAGAAACAGAGGCUAUUUAGUCUGCCAAUAAGAAUGCCUUGGCCAGGUCGAUGAAAAGACGGCUGCGCAGUACUGUCUUUUAUCGAUCGCAGUUAUAAUAUGGUUUAGGACCUUGAGCGUGGCUGAGGUGCACCCAUGACCAGCUCGGAAACCGGAUUGCAUAGCGGAGAAGGUACGGUGGGAUUUGAAAUGGUUGGUGAUCUGUUUGUUAACUUGGCUUUCAAAUACUUUCGAAAGGCAGGGCAGGAUGGAUAUAGGUCUGUAACAGUUUGGAUCUAGAGUGUCACCCCCUUUGAAGAGAGGGAUGACCGCGGCAGCUUUCCAAUCUCUGGGGAUCUCAGACGUUACGAAAGGGAGGUUGAACAGGCUAGUAAUAGGGGUUGCGACAAUUUCGGUGGCUAAUUUUAGAAAGAAAGGGUCGAGAUUGUCUAGCCCAGCUGAUUUGUAGGGGUCCAGAUUUUUCAGCUCUUUCAGAACAUCAGCUGUCUAAAUUUGUGUGAAGGAGAAGCAGGGGGGGCAUGGGCAAGUUGCAGCGGAGAGUGGAAAGCAUGGCCAGCCGUAACAAAAUGCUUGUUGAAAUUCUCAAUUAUUGUGGUUAUUAUGGUGGUGACAGUGUUUCCUAGCCUCCGUGCAGUGGGCAGUUGGGAGGAGCUGCUCUUAUUUUCCAUGGACUUUACAGUGUCCCAAAACUUUUUGGAGUUAGUGCUACAGGAUGCACAUUUCUGUUUGAACAAGCUAGCCUUUGCUUUCCUAACUGAUUGUGUAUAUUGGUUCCUGACUUUCCUAAAAAGUUGCAUAUCGUGGGGGCUGUUCGAUGCUAAUGCAGUACGCCACAGGAUGUUUUUGUGCUGGUCAAGGGCAGUCAAGUCUGAGGAGAACCAGGGGCUAUAUCUGUUCUUAGUUCUGAAUUUUUUGAAUGGGGCAUGCUUAUUUAAGAUUGAGAGGAAAGCACUUUUAAAGAACAACCAGGCAUCCUCUACUGACGGAAAGAGGUCAAUAUCCAUCCAGGAUACCCAGGCCAGGUCAAUUAGAAAGGCCUGCUCGCUAAAGUGUUUUAGGGACCGUUUGACAGUGAUGAGGGGUGGUCGUUUGACCGCGGACCCAUUACGGACGCAGACAAUAAGGCAGUGAUCGCUGAGAUCCUGGUUGAAGUAUUUAGAGGGUAAAUUUGUCAGGAUGAUAUCUAUGAGGGUGCCCAUGUUUACAGAUUUAGGGUUGUACCUGGUAGGUUCAUUGAUAAUUUGUGUGAGAUUGAGGGCAUCUAGUUUAGAUUGUAGGUUGGCCGGGGUGUUAAGCAUAUCCCAGUUUAGGUCACCAAGCAGUACAAACUCUGAGGAUAGAUGGGGGGCAAUCAGUUCACAUAUGGUGUCCAGGGCACAGCUCGGGGCUGAGGGGGGUCUGUAGCAAGCGGCAACAGUGAGAGACUUAUUUCUGGAAAGGUGGAUUAUUAGAAGUAGAAGCUCAAACUGUUUGGGCACAGACCUGGAUAAUACGAUAGAGCUCUGCAGGCUAUCUCUACAUUAGAUUGCAACCCCACCCCCUUUGGCAGUUCUAUCGAGACGGAAAAUGUUGUAGUUGGGGAUGGACAUUUCUGAAUUUUUGGUGGCCUUCCUAAGCCAGGAUUCAGACACUGCUAGAACAUCAGGGUUGGCGAAGUGUGCUAACGCAGUCAAUAUCUCAAACUUAGGGAGGAAGCUUCGAAUGUUAACGUGCAAGAAACCAAGGCUUUUACAGUUACAGAAGUCAACAAAUGAUAACGCCUGGGGAGCAGGAGUGAUACUGGGGGCUACAGGGCCUGGGUUAACCUCUACAUCACCAGAUGAACAGAGGAGGAGUAGAAUAAGGAUACGGCUAAAGGCUUUAAGAACUGGUCUUCUAGUGCGUUGGGUACAGAGAAAAAAGGGGCAGAUUUCUGGGCGUUGUAGAAUAGAUUCAGGGCAUUAUGUACAGGCAAGGAUAUGGAAGAUUAUGAGUACAGUGGAGGUAAACCUAAGCGUUGGGUAACGAUGAAAGAGAUAGCAUCACUGGAGGCACCGAUUGAGUCGGUCUCCGCGUGUAUUGGGGGUGGGACAAAGGAGCUAUCUAAGGCAGGUUGAGCUGGGCUGGGGGAUCUACAGUGAAAUAGUACAAUAAGAAAUAACCGAAACAGCAAUAAGCAAGGCAUAUUGCCAUGGGAGAGAGGCAUAAAGCAAUCACAGGUGUUAUUCGAGAGAGCUAAGACAACAGCUGGUAAUGGCUAAGCAUAAACAUGAUGCGGUACCGUAAAAAGGAACAGUCCAGCAAGCAUCAGCUGUGUAGCUGAGUUAUCAUAAGGUCCGGUGAACAGCAAUAGUAGAGUUCGGGGGUUGAUAUAGCACUGGCGAGCAAGAGGCCAUGGCUAGCGUGUGCUAGCGGGCCAGGGCUAGCAGAUGGAUCUUCGUGGUCGACGUCGUAACGGGAAGCCUGUUGUAACCACAUCAGACGAGUUUUGGAUCGGGGGGCUCCGGGUCAACACUAGGAGGUCCCGUCCGGUUGACAGAGAGGUAGAUAGCCGGGUGAUGUGCCUGGCUCUAGGCUAGCUCAAGGCUGAUUAGCCAACAACAACGUCCAUUUGGUUGCAGCUAGCUAGCUGCGGUGAUCCAAUGCAAACCUGCUGAUUAGAAGGUCCUGUGUAGAGUGUAUUUUUGACCAGCAACUAUCAGGAAACUAGAUGGUAAUUUUCCAUGAAGUAAAAUUGAUGGGACUUGCUUUAACUCUUUACAAGUAUUUUUGUGGUAGUGUAAGAAGUUUAAAAUGUUUUACUUAAGCCAAGAAGUUAAAUAUAGUCAAAGUUAAAUUUAGUAAAAUGAUUGGUCUGAUUACUUUGAUAUACUACACUAUCAACCUUAUUGCUUUGGAUUGUGGGGCAGUUAGAUCAAAUUAUAUUUCAUCACAAAUAACUACACUCAGACUAGCCUACUACACUUUUAGACACUAUCUUAAUAGAAUAACACAGAAUAUGACAACUGUAAUAAUAGAGUACAGAAAACAAGGAGGCAUUGUUGAAGUUGAAAAGAAAUGUCCAAAAUAUAUUUUAUCCCAAGCUUCUACAAACAUUAAAUGUCCAAACUAUAUUUUAUCCCAAGCUUUUAUCCCUCACUUCUAACAUACAUUAAAUGUCAAAAAUAUAUUUUAUCCCAAGCUUUUAUCCCUCACUUCUAACAUAUAUUCAUUUCUAAAAUCAAAGGAUUAAACUGUUAAAAUAAAAGUUAAGUUAAGUUGGACUGAUUGGUAUGAUAAUAGAAUGAAUGUAUGGUUGAAGGUGUGUGUGUGGUAGUAGUUAUUGCUAUUCUGAUUUCAGAUUUGAAUAUCAGAGAAGUAGACCAAGGUACCAUACCCUUUAAGUUUUUGUCUACGACACGUUGUUGGGAAAAGUGGUCAAGAUAGCUGAUUAGUGUCAGAAGUCACAAUGUUUACUCAUUGUCUCAUGCUUAGAAUGUGCUCCCCAUUGUUAUCAUUUGAAAGUUCAGAAAAGUUCCAUGGCAGUUAAUUCAACUGUGGGAAGUUAGCUAAAUGAGUUGAUGUGGUUACUAAAACAGCUGUACCUCUUGACUGGUAGUAGAUAUUUAUGUUCUUAUUUCCAGAUUUGAAUAGCAGAGAAGUGGACCAAGAUGUCGUACCCUCUAAGUUUUUGUCUAACUUGUUCUGAAAGUGGUUAAAACAUCAGUUGUUUGGAAAAAGUUGGGGAAAAAUGGUUCAUGCGGUUACUAAAACAGCUGUAUUGUUAGAUCCGUAGCGGAUAUUUUGGUUACGCGGACAGAUUUAAAUAGCAGACAAGUAGACGAAGAUGUCAUACCCUCUAACUUCUUGUCUAACUUGUUCGGAAAGUGGUCAAAAUGUCAGUUGUUUAUAAAAGGUUACAGAAAAUGUUGUUGAAGCAGGUACUUAAACAAAACGUUGUAUGCAAGCACACUAUUCUAGACCAGUCUGCACAUUUUAAAGUUUAAAUGGCAUUUCUAGUUAAAACAGGGUGGCGUGCAGGAGAUUAAUAAGAAGAUAAGUAUGAGGAAGAUUUAAAGUCAGGACUUUUGUUUCGCAAGUCCCAUCUGAUUAAAAUAAAUCACACUUUUACAGUAUUCAUUUCAUCAGCUGUUGUAUAAUAUGAUAUAAAACACAGAAAAACUAAAUUUUAACUGCACUGGACCUUUAAGAUGCUACCACUGAUACAUGUCAUAUCGAAACUAGCUAGGGCUCUUAUUCAAAACAGCCCAACAUUGCAUUGAGGAUCAGAGAGAAAGUAUUUGGUUUCCAUAUUAAUGUUUUUUUAUAAUGAUUUGGGAAAAUGAAUGAAAUGUGACCAUAUUGAAACCUCUCCUGUUUGCAGUGAUGUCCGUAUGUGAUGUUUAAGCAAUGUUGUCUCUCCUAUAGAGGUGACUGAGAAAAAAAUCCAGGAAUGCAUUAAAGUUGGAGUAACAGCAAACUUUGACACUAACAUCGGGAUUGGAGGAGAUGCCCACAUCAGACCGGGACACUGUAAAGACAUUACCAAUACAAACACAGGUCUGUUAAAACAAUGUUAACACAAACAUACAGUUUAUCUAUUUAUUUUACCCUUAUUUUACCAGGUAAGUUGACUAAGAACACAUUCUCAAUUACAGCAACGACCUGGGGAAUAGUUAGAGAGGAGAGGAGGGGGGAUGAAUGAGCCAAUUGGAAGCUGGGGAUGAUUAGGUGGCCAUGAUGGUUGAGGAACAGGUUGGGAAUUUAGCCAGGACACCGGGGUUAACACCCCUACUCUUCCGAUAAGUGCCAUGGGAUCUUUAGUGACCACAGAGAGUCACGACACCCGUUUAACGUCCCAUCUGAAAGACAGCACCCUACACAGGGCAAUGUCCCCAAUCACUGCCCUGGGGCAUUAGGGUAUCAUCAUUUUUUUUGACCAGAGGAAAGAGUGUCUCGUACUGGCCCUCCAACACCACUUCCAGCAGCAUCUGGUCUCCCAUCCAGGGACCGACCAGAACCAACCCUUAGCAACCCUGCUUAGUUUCAGAGGCAAGCCACACACACACACACACACAAAACACACACCCUCCUUCCUGAUUGCUAUGGCUCUGUAUCCACAGAUGAGAAGGAGGGCAAGGCGCUGGUAGAUAAGGUGAUUACUGCAGUCAGGGGCGGAACCCUGGAGACCGCUGUCGCCAUGAGAACCCAGAUAAAGAAGGAGGGGCUAAUGGACAUGCAGACCUAUCAGAACUGGGCCCGGACAGUGGGCGAUGCCCCUGCACUCCUCAGCAGUGAGGUAAGGGCCCAAUUCCAAACCCAUCCCAUGCUGCCUCAUUCCUAUAAACACUAUGUAGAUCUGAAAGGAGUUGUUACAUUGCCCAAAAGGGGGAUUGGUAAAGUUGUAUUUUAUUUUUGUAUAAAAAAAUACAUAUAAACUCAGCAAAAAAAGAAACAGGACCGUCUUUCAAAGAUCAUUCGUAAAAAUCCAAAUAACUUCACAGAUCUUCAUUGUGAAGCGUUUAAACUCUGUUUCCCAUGCUUGUUCAAUGAACCAUAAACAAUUAAUGAACAUGCACCUGUGGAACGGUUGUUAAGACACUAACAGCUUACAGACGGUAGGCAAUUAAGGUCACAGUUAUGAAAACUUAGGACACUAAAGAGGCCUUUCUACUGACUCUGAAAAACACCAAAAGAAAGAUGCCCAGGGUCCCUGCUCAUCUGCGUGAACGUGCCUUAGGCAUGCUGCAAGGAGGCAUGAGGACUGCAGAUGUGGCCAGGGCAAUAAAUUGCAAUGUCCAUACUGUGAGACGCCUAAGACAGCGCUUCAGGGAAACAGGACAGACAGACCACGUGUAACAACACCUGCACAGGAUCGGUACAUCCGAACAUCACACCUGUGGGACAGGUACAGGAUGGCAACAACAACUGCCCGAGUUACACCAGGAACACACAAUCCCUCCAUCAGUGCUCAGACUGUCCGCAAUAGGCUGAGAGAGGCUGAAAUGAGGGCUUGUAAGCCUGUUGUAAGGCAGGUCCUCACCAGACAUCACCGGCUAUGGGCACAAACCCACCGUCGCUGGACCAGACAGGACUGGCUAAAUGUGCUCUUCACUGACGAGUCGCGGUUUUGUCUCACCGGGGGUGAUGGUCGGAUUCGCGUUUAUCGUCGAAGGAAUGAGCGUUACACCGAGUCCGGUACUCUGGAGCGGGAUCGAUUUGGAGGUGGAGGGUCCGUCAUGGUCUGGGGCGGUGUGUCACAGCAUCAUCGGACGACUGAGCUUGUUGUCAUUGCAGGCAAUCUCAACGCUGUCUGUGCGUUACAGGGAAUACAUCCUCCUCCCUCAUGUGGUACCCUUCCUGCAGGCUCAUCCUGACAUGAUGAGCCGUACUGCUCGUUCUGUGCGUGAUUUCCUGCAAGACAGGAAUGUCAGUGUUCUGCUAUGGCCACCGAAGAGCCCGGAUUUCAAUCCCAUUGAGCACGUCUGGGACUUGUUGGAUCGGAGGGUGAGGGCUAGGGCCAAUCCCCCCAGAAAUGUCUGGGAACUUGCAGGUGCCUUGGUGGAAGAGUGGGGUAACAUCUCACAGCAAGAACUGGCAAAUCUGGUGCAGUCCAUGAGGAGGAGAUGCACUGCAGUACUUAAUGCAGCUGGUGGCCACACCAGAUACUGACUGUUACUUUUGAUUUCGAUCCCCCCUUUGUUCAGGGACACAUUAUUCAAUUUCUGUUAGUCACAUGUCUGUCGAACUUGUUCAGUUUAUGUCUCAGUUGUUGAAUCUUGUUAUGUUCAUACAAAUAUUUACACGUUAAGUUUGCUGAAAAUAAAUGCAGGUGACAGUUAGAAUACGUUUCUUUUUUUGCUGAGUUUAUAUUAAAACAUACAAUCUACUUGCAGUGAAGCCGCUCAACAUUUACAUUACAUUCAGUCAUCUAACCGUCCCCCGUCCAGAGUGACCGACAGGGGCAACCAGGGUCAAGCGCCCCGCCCAAGGGCACGUCAACAGAUCUCCCACCAAGUCAAAACGGGGACCCGAACCCGCAACCUAUCGGCCACCAGCCCAAGCUCCCAACUGCCAGGCCACCAACCAUCCAAGAUCCCCCCACAGUCCCCCGAGAGCUGCCCCGAGACCAUCAGAGAACACCACCCCCCCCCCCCCCGAGAAAAACAAAAACAAACAAAACCUCACCCUCCAUUACCCCCCCCCAAGCCACCAUCCUCCAAUGCACCAACAACCAACAAAAUGAACAAAAGAGAAAAAAGAGAAAAACAGGAAAACAGAAAACAACAACACAAAAACAAAAUACAUCAAGGACAACGAAAAUCAUAACAGCAAGGCCAACUGUAUAUGUUUCAGUGCAUGUGUGGCACUAUUUACAUCUGUGUAUGUGUGUGUGUGUCCGUGCGUGUGCACGUGUGGGUUUGAAUGCGAGUGAGUGUAUAUGGAUGUGUACACUCGUACAAGCACCUGCGCAGCAUCAGCCUCAGGCAAACAGGCAUUAGAUGUAUCAGCAUUGCCCUUCAGUGUCAUUCAAACUUACUAUUUUUUUGUUUAUUUUGACUUCAUUUUUUACUUUCAUCUUUGACCGUCAUUCUAUCCCCCGCCCAGCAACUCCACUCCCACUUGUCUCCAGUUCAAAUCAAAUAAAAUAAAAUAAAAUGUUAUUUGGCACAUGCGCCGAAUACAACAGGUGCAGACAUUACAGUGAAAUCCUUACUUACAGCCCUUAACCAACAGUGCAUUUAUUUUAAAUAAAAAAAGUAAAAUAAAACAACAACAAAAAAGUGUUGAGAAGAAAAAGACAGUAGGGAGGCUAUAUAUGCAGGGGGGGUACCGGUGCAGAGUCAAUGUGCGGGGGCACCGGCUAGUUGAGGUAGUUGAAGUAAUAUGUACAUGUGGGUAGAGUUAAAGUGACUAUGCAUAAAUAAUUAACAGAGUAGCAGCAGCGUAAAAAGAUGGGGUGGGGGGCAGUGCAAAUAGUCCGGGUAGCCAUGGUUAGCUGUUCAGGAGUCUUAUGGCUUGGGGGUAGAAGCUGUUGAGAAGUCUUUUGGACCUAGACUUGGCACUCCGGUACCGCUUGCCGUGCGGUAGCAGAGAGAACAGUCUAUGACUAGGGUGGCUGGAGUCUUUGACAAUUUUGAGGGCCUUCCUCUGACACCGCCUGGUAUAGAGGUCCUGGAUGGCAGGAAGCUUGGCCCCAGUGAUGUACUGGGCCAUACGCACUACCCUCUGUAGUGCCUUGCGGUCGGAGGCCAAGCAGUUGCCAUACCAGGCAGUGAUGCAACCAGUCAGGAUGCUCUCGAUGGUGCAGCUGUACAAUUUUUGGAGGAUCUGAGGACCCAUGCCAAAUCUUUUCAGUCUCCUGAGGGGGAAUAGGCUUUGUCGUGCCCUCUUCACCACUGUCUUGGUGUUGUCACGAGGGUCGAUGUCGUCUAAAUAUGACCAAGGCGCAGCGUGUCCAAGAAACAUGACUUUAUUAAUAUCAAAGUCUGGAACAAAACAACAAAACACGACCGAUACGUGAAGUCCUCUGCAACACUGACAGAAUAAAGAACAAAAACCCACAACACCCAAGAGAAAACACACAGUAUAAAUAUGGCUCCCAAUCAGAGAUAACGAGCCGACAGCUGACACUCGUUACCUCCGAUUGGGAGUCAAUGACCAAACCUAGAAAUAAACGUGACAGAAAUGCAACCAUAGAAAAUCACCCAAAACCCAACAAAACACAAUACACCCUGGCUCAAAUACAAAAGUCCUGGAGCCAGAGUGUCACAGGUGUGUUUGGACCAUGAUAGUUCGUUGGUGAUGUGGACAUCAAGGAACUUGAAGCUCUCAACCUGUUCCACUACAGCCCCGUCGAUGAGAAUGGGGGCGUGCUCAGUCCUCUUUUUUUUUCCUGUAGUCCACAAUCAUCUCCUUUGUCUUGGUCAUGUUGAGGGAGAGGUUGUUAUCCUGGCACCACACGGCCAGGUCUCUGACCUCCUCCCUAUGGGCUGUCUCAUCGUUGUCGGUGAUCAGGCCUACCACUGUUGUGUCGUCGGCAAACUUAAUGAUGGUGUUGGAGUCGUGCCUGGCCAUUCAGUCAUGGGUGAACAGGGAGUACAGGAGGGGACUGAGCACGCACCCCUGAGGGGCCCCUCUGUUGAGGAUCAGUGUGGCAGAUGUGUUGUUACCUACCCUUACUACCUGGGGGCGGCCCGUCAGGAAGUCCAGGAUCCAGUUGCAGAGGGAGGUGUUUAGUCUCAGGAUCCUUAGCUUAGUGAUGAGCUUUGAGGGCACUAUGGUGUUGAAUGCUGAGCUGUAAUCAAUGAAUAGCAUUCUCACGUAGGUGUUCCUCUUGUCCAGGUGGGAAAGGGCAGUGUGGAGUGCAAUAGAGAUUGCAUCAUCUGUGGAUCUGUUGGGGCGGUAUGCAAAUUGGAGUGGGUCUAGGGUUUCUGGGAUAAUGGUGUUGAUGUGAGCCAUGACCAGCCUUUCAAAGCACUUCAUGGCUACAGACGUCAGUGCUACGGGUCGGUAGUCAUUUAGGCAGGUUAUCUUAGUGUCCUUGGACACGGGGACUAUGGUGGUCUGCUUGAAACAUGUUGGUAUUACAGACUCAGUCAGGGACAUGUUGAAAAUGUCAGUGAAGACACUUGCCAGUUGGUCAGCACAUGCUCGGAGUACACGUCCUGGUAUUCCGUCUGGCCCUGCGGCCUUGUGAAUGUUGACCUGCUUAAAAGUCUUUCUCACAUCGGCUACGGAGAGCGUGAUCACAUAGUCAUCCGGAACAGCUGGUGCUCUCAUGCAUGCUUGCCUCGAAGCGAGCAUAGAAGUGGUUUAGCUCGUCUGGAAGUCUUGUGUCACUGGGCAGCUCGCGGCUGUGCUUCCCUUCGUAGUCUGUAAUAGUUUUCAAGCCCUGCCACAUCCGACGAGCGUCAGAGCCGGUGUAGUACGAUUCAAUCUUAGUCCUGUAUUGACUCUUUGCCUGUUUGAUGGUUCGUCGGAGGGCAUAGCGGGAUUUCCUAUAAGUGUCCGGGUUAGAGUCCCGCUCCUUGAAAGCGGCAGCUCUACCCUUUAGCUCAGUGCGGAUGUUUCCUGUAAUCCAUGGCUUCUGGUUGGGGUAUGUACGUACGGUCACUGUGGGGACGACAUCAUCGAUGCAUUUAUUGAUGAAGCCAGUGACUGAUGUGGUGUACUCCUCAAUGCUAUCUGAAGAAUCCCGGAACAUGUUCCAGUCUGUGCUAGCAAAACAGUCCUGUAGCUUAGCAUCUGCGUCAUCUGAUUGCUUAACCAAGUCACUGGUGCUUCCUGCUUUAGUUUUUGCUUAUAAGCAGGAAUCAGGAGGAUAGAAUUAUGGUCAGAUUUGCCAAAUGGAGGGCGAGGGAGAGCUUUGUAUGCGUCUCAGUGUGUGGAGUAAAGGUGGUCUAGAGUUUUUUUUCCCUCUGGUUGCACAUUUAACAUGCUGAUAGAAAUUAGGUAAAAUGGAUUUAAGUUUCCCUGCAUUAAAGUCCCCAGUCACUAGGAGCGCUGGCUCUGGAUGAGCGUUUUCCUGUUGACUUAUGGCCUUAUACAGCUCAUUCAGUGCAAUCUUAAUGCCAGCAUUGGUUUGUGGUGGUAAAUAGACAGCUAUGAAACAUAUAGAUGAAAACUCUCUUGGUAAAUAGUGUGGUCUACAGCUUAUCAUAAGAUACUCUACCUCAGGCCAGCAAAACCUAGAGACUUCCUUAGUAUUUGAUUUUGUGCACCAGCUGUUGUUUACAAAUGUACACAGACCGCCACCCCUUGUCUUACCGGAGUCAGCCGUUCUAUCCUGCCGAUGUAGCGUAUAGCCCGCUAGCUGUAUGUUGUCCAUGUCGUCGUUCAGCCACGACUCUGUGAAACAUAAGAUAUUACUAGAGGUGUAACGAUCCAUUUACUACAUCGAUGUAUCGAUUUAUAUUCCUAUGAUCCAACUACAUCGAUCUGUGCUCGGCGAGUUGGCCUUUUGGACAACAUAUAUCAAUCUAACAUCGUUUUAAAAUGUAAUAAAUAGAUUGUAUCGAUACUAGGAAAUAACCCAUUGGAUUUAAGCACGUCAGACUUUAUAUGGAUGUUUUUUCUUAGCACUUUUAAUGAUAAAGGCUUUAAACAUUACUCGAUUCAGUCUGCCUAUCCGUGACGUCAUCGCCCCAGGCCAGCAGCAGCGCAAAGGUGCAAAGACAACAAAACAUAGCAUGGCAGACGACAGAGGAGAAGCCGACGAGCGAGAAAUUAUCAAGCCACCAUUGCGGUCCUUACAAGAAACAGGAAUCUAGGAAACUUCACCUGCACUGUCCAGUAUCCAGGUAUUUAUUUCAGUCACACUGGUUGAAUUUUUGGCUAAAAGGUUACUGAAUCGAUUUCAAGUCACUGAAUCGUUUCGGAUCGUAUCGUUCUAAAUGAACCAAUAUCGUCCUUGAAUCGUAUCGACAACCACGAAUCGUGAUACAAAUCGAAUCGUUGUUAAAACGAAUCGUUAUACCCCUAGAUAUUACAGUUUUUAAUUUCCCGUUGGUAGGAUAACCGUAAUCUUAGGUCAUCCCAUUUAUUCUCAAAUGAUUGAAGAUUGGCAAAUAGGAUUGAUGGGAGAGGCAGUUUACUCGCUCGCCGUCGGAUCCUUACAAGGCACCCCGACCUACGUCCACAAUAUCUCCGUCUCUUCCUCAUGCGAAUGACAGGGAUUUGGGCCUUGUCGGGUGUCUGUAGGAUAUCCUUUGCGGCCGCCUCGUUGAAGAAAAAUCUUUGUCCAAUACGAGGUGAGUAAUCGCUGUCCUGAUAUCCAGAAGCUCUUUUUGGUUAUAAGAGACGAUGGCAGAAACAUUAUGUACAAAAUAAAUUACAAAUAACGCGGAAAAACACGCAUAAUAGUACAAUUGGUUAGAGGGCUGUAAAACGGCAGCCAUCUUCUCCGGCGCCAUUAUCUAUCACAUCCCAACCCUCAGUUUUCCUCAGUUGUAUUGAAUUGAACUGAAGUGAAAUGAAGUGAAUGUUACAGUAGUUCAGUCUCCUCUCCUCCUGUCUGUCUCCCCUGGUAGCCAGAACCCAUCCAGACCCUGAUCCCACUGAGUAUGCCUGAUGCCAACACCAGGAGGCUUAACGUGCAGAGAGCCACUCAGGAGUACGAGGCUGAGUACAACGUGUGCAAGUGUAAGCCCUGUCACAACGGGGGCACUCUGGCCCUGCUGGACGGGUUGUGCCUGUGUCUCUGUCUGCCCCAGUUUGAAGGUCUGGCCUGCCAGGAUGUCAAGGCUGAUAACAGUGAGUGGAGCCAGCCGUUUUAUACACACGCAUGCCCAAGCAUGUAUUCACGCACAAGCACACAAGCACACUGUCCUAUGUAUAUAGUUAAAGCUGUCAAGCUGAAAAUACAGUUUUCUUCUCCAGAUAAGAAUACUAAAACCCCCGUGGAGCGUGUUCCUGAUGAGGGGAACUGGUCGUGUUGGGCAGCCUGGUCAGGCUGCAGUGGAGGAAAACGUACCAGGACCCGCAGCUGCAACACACAGGGCCUCUCUGGCGCCACCUGCAGGGGAGACAGUGUCAGUGAAGACUACUGCUGAGCUCCCUCUCAUACAGAACACAAUGAUGACACAGCAUAACAACCUGACCCCCAUAUAUGUAGACAAAAAGGAGUUAAUGCAUCUUAUACACACACACACUCACACACAGUCCCGGCAUGCACCCACACACACACGCACACACACACACAGGUCUAUUUAAUUUUGUGAUAGGAAAAACUUUAUCAACUUAUUCCUUGAAGUAGGCCUGGUUCUGUUUUACAAAUACAAAUUUUCCAAUAAAGUUUGACCUUUUGAGAGUUUAGAUGAAAGGUGUCCACACAAAACAUGAAAACAUCCAAUUGCAUUACAUAUUUAAAAUUCAUCCUAAUCUCAAGUGUUCACUAUAGACUGUGAAUUGAAGUAGCUUCCUUUGACUGAUCGUCUAAGAAGAAAAAUGAUGACACCUUUUGGCCAAAAGUCGGUAAUACAAUUAAUGUGGUCCUUAGAGACCUUUGGUUUGUGUUAAUGAUCAUCAUUCAAAAUCUCAUAAUCUCAGGAAUUUAAGGAAAACGGAGACCAGGACAGCCAUAUAACAUCUUGAAAUGCUCAUGUAUUUUAUCCCAUUCAACUUAAUGAACCAAAACCUAUCAUUAUGGUUUGGCAUUCAUAAUAUUAUGAUCCUUCCUUCAGGAAACCAAAUAAUAUCUAGAACCAUAAUGUUAUCAUGUUAAAAUAUACACUAAGUGUACAAAACAUUAAGAACACCUGC
Coregonus sp. 'balchen' is the source of this 20508-nucleotide messenger RNA. NCBI's taxonomy places the organism in Eukaryota, Metazoa, Chordata, Actinopteri, Salmoniformes, Salmonidae. The record is from the annotation of a GenBank genome assembly.